UAGAUGCACUCCAGCAAAGGGGAGCUGGCGCAGCAGUGCGCAGUUGUGGCGGUUCCCGGGGCUCGAGGGGUCGGGGUCUGGGGUUGGGGACAGGCUGCGUGCCAAAAGGCACGCGAGGCGCUCUUUCGACAAAUCAGCUCUGCACGUCAGAGCACUUCCAUAUGCCUAAAUCAUUACAGUGAUACAUAACUGUCACUAAUACUUCUUUUGGGGCAACAAGCGACCGUUUUCACUAUAAUGCUUUUAUGCGCUGGCUUUUCAGCAAUUGACAUUAUGAACACUUAUUUUAUGUAGUUUAACUCAUAUCCAUGUCGAAAUUGCGGUAGAAACAUACAGGGGCGCGCCAUUCGGCGUGCCAGCAGGCCGAAAUGGCGGAAGAGUUGCUCAUCCGUCCAGGUUUCAACUUGGACUCGUGCUUCAGGGGCCACCUCAGCUCAGUGCGGCGCGUGACCUUCAAUCAGCGCACAAAGCAGUUCAUCUCGGUGGAUGAGCACUGCCUCAAGGCCUGGACGCUGGACCAUGACAAGCAGUGCCGGGCGCAGCACGACGUGCAGUUCCCAAACUACCAGUCCAACUUCAUCACCUCCAUCGUGCUCAGCCAGGAGCUGGGGCUGCUGUUCUGCGCCUGCCUGGACGACAACCUGCGGCUGUAUAAUGAGCGGCUGCGGCUCAAGAGCAGCAUGCCCUGGUCCAACGGCGUCGUGCGGGAGAUGCUCUACUACGAGAGGCGGCACUUGCUCAUUACGGCGGGAUCGUACGGUGUAAAGGUGUGGGAGUGCCUGUUGGACUAUGAGGCAUUCCGCCUGGACAAGACGUCCGACCUGUUUGACGUGCCCAAGGUCAAGGACGGCAGCGUGCUUCCCUGGUGCUUCGGCAAGUACCAGCACGUGCGGCUGCGGCACACGCUCAAUGUGCCCGGCGCUCGCGUCAUCGGCGCCACUGCGCCGACGGGCGGCGACGCCGCGGCGCUGGCGGCGGCGGUGGGCGGCGGCGGGUUGCCGGGCGGCGACGUGAUCAACGCGCCCUGGUGCGACCGCAUCACGCUGCACGAGCCCGCAGCCAUGGUGCUGGCCAUGUUCGAGGGCCACGUUUACGGCUUCGACGUGAUGAGCGGCAACUGCCUGUUGUCGUACACUGGGCUGUACGACCAGCCCGUGACCAGCUGCGUGUUCGUGCCGGAGUCGGACCAGCUGUUUACCACCGCCAUGGACACGUGCGCCAUGCUGUGGCGUGUGCCGCGCGGCUGUGAGGCGCAGCGCUUCAAGCAGUUCGGCCGCACCGCAGCGCCGCUCACACUGGUGCUGGCGGACCCAGACGGCCGCCACGUGCUCACAACCUCGCUGGACGGCUCUGUGACGCUGUGGGACAUGGACACGCUGACGGCUGUGUUCAAGAUGAAGCUGAGCAAGACGCCCGUGUCCACCUCCUUUUACAAACCCAACUGCUUCUUCAUGGCAACUGACACGGAGGUGAAGCUGUUCUCCAUCGCGCACCUGUUUGAGUCCUGGAUGGACUGCAACAGCCCAGUUACCAGCCUGCGGCCCGUCACGCCCGGACUCAUACUGGCGGAGUUCGCGGACAGCAGCGCUCGGCUGUUGGAUGCCAGUGACACCAUCCGCCUGGACAAGUCGGUGGUGACCACCAUGCCGCAGCUGACCAGCACUGGCCUGGCGCCCGGCGGCGCCGCGGUGACUGUCAGCCUGCCCGCCGCGCGCCUGUUCGCGCUGCUGGCGGACGGCGGCGUGCACGUGUGGCAGCUGCACCUGAGGCGGCCGCCCAGCUUCGUGGCGGCCUGGACGCACCUGGCUCGCGAGGGCUGCUGCAGCCUGGCGCACCUGGACGGCGGCAGCCUGCCCCCCGCGGUGGCGGAGCGGUGCGUCCUGCCGUACGACUCCGCCACGGGCGUUACCCGCGACCACCUGGCACUGGGCACCGCCAGCGGCGACUGCAUACUGGUGGACAGCAGCAGCGGCGCCAUCUCGUUCCGCUUCCCCGCCUUCAAGCACCAGCCGCUGCAGCUGCUGGCUGCGGACCUGGACCGCGGGGUGCUGGUGACGGUCAGCCGCAACGUGAUCAAGAUAUGGAACAUGGCGGAUGUGCGCUGCAUGCACGAGCUGCAGACCAGCCGGCCGGUGAGCCGGCUGGAGCUGCUGGAGGGUCGCGCCAUCGCCGGCACCGUGACCGGCAGCGUGCACGUGGCGGAGCUGCACAGCGGCGCCGCCAACGCCGCCUCCGUCACCGCCGACCACCUGGACGCCGUCACGGGGCUGGCGACGUCCGUGCACCUGCAGCACAUGGUCACGGGCAGCCGCGACUCACACAUCAAGGUGUUUGACCGCGACAAGCGCUUCAAGCGCUCCAUCUACCUGGGCGCGCCCGUCAGCGCCGUCGCCUACCUCAACGACGCCGGAGACAUCCUGGUGGCCAUGGGGCAGCGCCUGGUGGUGGUGCGAGCGGCGCAGUACGACAACCUGGCGGGGGGCAAGGAGUCCAUGUAUGACGACAUGCGCGGCAGCGGCGUGACGCCGAGGGCGCUGCUGCGAGCCAUGCAGAGCCGCAUGCAGCGGCUCAGCAAGUUCAAGGUGCCGCUGCAGGUGUACGCGGCGGCCGCGGCGCCGGAGGCAGGCGCACUGGCGGGCGACGGCAGCGGCUCCGGGGUGCGGCGCACGCCGCCGCUGCGCCGCCAGGGCACGCCCACCAACGCGCCAGAGGUGUUGCUGUCCACGGUGCUCACACGUAACUCCAGCUCGCGGCCCGGCUCUCAGGGCGCCAACGACAGCCACUCGGGCGGCAUGGCGGCGGGACAGAACAGCUGGAGCGGUGGCGCCAUUGCGGGGCUGCCGCGGGCGAGUGUCGCAGGUGGCGCAGGUGGAGCAGGUGGCGCCAAUGCUAGUUUGGCUGGCGAGCGGCCGCCCAGCAGUUUGAAGGGCGCACUGCGGAAUGCGGUGGCGCUGGAUGCGGCGCUGCAGGGCGGGCAGCGGCCGGUCACGCGGGAGAGUGCCUCGCGAGGCGGGAAUCGCUCGGUGCAGUGGGGCGCUGGGGGGCCUGAUGGAGCAGCGGCGGCGGCGGGGGCUACUGGAACAGGCAACGACCCGGCGGCGAGCGCUGACGGCGCCACAGCACCUGGCGACGCGGUGGAUAGCGGCGCCAGUGUCAGCGGUGAGGCAGGAGCAGCAGCUGUGGAGACGGCUGCAGCGCCUGCGCCGUACGACCCCGAGGCAGCCGCCCGGGCGCAGUCUGAGGACGAGGAGGAGGGGCACGCCAUUGCGCGGGAGAUGUUCCCGCUGGUGUACUCGUACAAUCUGCACAAGGAGAAGAUGCGGAUAGACCGACUGCUGCACGGACUGCCGUCCAUACACCAAAAGAUGGGCCCAGGCGGUUUGCCCCCGGGCAUGGCCCCUCAGGAGCCCGUGCCCAUGCGGCCGUCCUCCAGAGCAGGCAGUAGCUCUGGCGGCGCACCGGGCAGCCGCGGCAGUAGCCGUGUGGCUGCUACAGCCAUGCGCCUCAACAGCAUGCGCAGCCACGCGACAGCCGGCGGAGGGAGCGCAGGCAAGGAGGAGGCGGAGGACGAGGAGGAGGAUGGAGACGAUGAGGACGAGGAGGAGGGUGGCGUCACCGACUCGACUGCCUCUGCAUCCGCAUCGGACGCCGAGGCGCCCGCCACCUCCGCCGGCCUCACCGCCGCCUUCCGCCGCACCCUGCCUGUCAUCGCCUCGCCCUCGGCCUUCUUUGACGGCCACAUACCCCCCGAGGCCCUGGCAGCCAUGGCCGCGGCCGCUGGCAAAAAGAAGAAGGUCAAGAAGAAGGCGGGGCCGGGCGCGGCGGGAGCAGCGGGCGCCGGAGGGGAAGCUGGCGCCGCGGCAGGGGAAAAGAAGAAAAAGAAGAAAAAGAAGAAGCGACGGCGGCGCAAGGUGAUGGCCAACACCGACCCUGUCGACAUCCUCAAGAGCCGCCAGGACUAUGAGGUGCGGGCGGAGAUCAAAGCGUACGAAAAGCACAUGACCGUGCAGCGCCUGGCGACCGCCACCUUCCUGCCACGACUCGGGCCGCCCAGCCACGGCCCCAGCAGCGGGCACGGCGCAGCGCUCGGCGGCACCGGCGGCCGCGCAGCGGCCGCGACCGCGGCCGCCGCCGCCGCAGCAGCGGCGGCCUCUGGCCUGGACGGCGGGACCGUCACCUCCGUGACAGUGGAGAUGAAGAGUGCGGGCUCGACGCCGCGAGUUGGCACGGCCGAUGGUGCCGGCGGCGCCGGCGGCGGGGCUGCUCCUGCCGGUGCCGCUACUGCCGCCAGCGCUGCUGCAGCCGCCGCUGGCGGCACGGCCUCCAUGAAGUCGCUCAUUCGAAACCUGGGCGUGCGCGGCAAUGUGGCGGACCUGGCACGCAUGAUUGACGACCCCAGGAGUUUCAUCGUGGCGCAGCAGCAGCCGCCCGGUGGUGCCGGCGGAGCUGGCGCGAUUGGGCUGGGCCCGCCGGCCGCAGGCGGCGGCGGCACGGGUGUCGGCGGCAAGGGCGGGGCAGCGAGCGCGUCUGUGCUGGAAUCGGCACUUGGGUCGCGAGUGGGAACGGCGGAUGUUUCGUCGUUGGGAGGUGGCGGGAGAGCGGCGGGUGGGACGGGAGGGCGGCGGGCGCCGACAGGGCUGGGCGGCGUGGGUAACGUUGGCAUGCAGGCGAUCCGCGGGAGGUCGUAGUUCGCCACGAUUUGAUUCUGCCUGGAGAGCGUGGUGGAGUGGAGCAAAUGAAGCGCAGACGCCAGACGGCAAUGCCUGCUGUGAAUGUGUUGGGACAUACAACGGGCAUACCCGCAGCAGGCAGGUGCAGAGGGUCACCGCGUCAGCCUGUUGUUAAUGUACGAUUCGCCACUUGACACAUAAUGUAAGAGGUGCCCGAAGCCUCUGCUCGUGGCUCAGCUUGGGUAGUUUGAUAGCCCAGCAUCAAUUCAUGGCGGUCUGGCGUGUCAUGGCGUCGGGGGGGAUGUGCUGCAUCGUGGGGGGCGUCGAGUGCCGUCGCACCUUCAAAAUAGAGAGGCUGUAAGAACUUCAAAAU
This is a messenger RNA of Chlamydomonas reinhardtii, 5043 nucleotides long. RefSeq lists its product as uncharacterized. The transcript is spliced from 22 exons. Lineage: Eukaryota; Viridiplantae; Chlorophyta; Chlorophyceae; Chlamydomonadales; Chlamydomonadaceae. The coding region runs from base 369 to 4688 and encodes 1439 amino acids. Gene Ontology annotation, cellular component: nucleolus. The record is from RefSeq and is a predicted model, not a curated record. Gene Ontology annotation, biological process: rRNA processing; positive regulation of transcription by RNA polymerase I. Gene Ontology annotation, molecular function: protein binding.